Macrosiphum euphorbiae (potato aphid) is the source of this 2337-nucleotide messenger RNA. Lineage: Eukaryota; Metazoa; Arthropoda; Insecta; Hemiptera; Aphididae. The record is from the annotation of a GenBank genome assembly.
AUGAGCGUUUUGAUGUUCUUUAACAACGGUGACGACGUGAUUUGGCCGUCAGACGAGGCGAUCGAGCGGUACAGAAAUCAGAAUGCCGGCGACGGACGUGCCGUGAAAGUGUUCGAUUAUCGGACGGGUCCUCAAUCGAUAGUGGACGCCGUGGACCGGGAAUUCCGGCUGUCAGGACACCACGGCCAUGGCGUCCGGUUAGUGCUGACCGGUUACCGGGACCCAGCGUUGGCCAGAUGGUUGUACCGGGAACGAGGGUUGCCCGUGAACGUGAUAUUCUCGUCCGUGGACAUCGAGGACGGCAGUGACUGGUCUGACUCGUUCUGGUCGGACGACGGCAUCACCAUGUCUGGGUGGAACUGCUCAGCCGGUAUCGACGACAACGACGACGACCUGGACAUAAUCAGUCAUGUGGUGCAAUUCGUUAACGACCUGUGCUACGAUUACCGGCGGUACGCCCACGGCCUGCGCGACAUACCUUCGGCGGCCGCCGGCGACGUGGACAGCGUGUACGCGUCCAUCAUGAACACUUUCGGCAAAGGUGUCCAGGCUGUCGAACCCGUUCUGGACGCCAUCUUGGAACAACUGUGCGGCGCGGCGUGUGCAGACCCUGCGGCUACGGACGACGGCCGGUGGACGUUGGCGUCCGGUGUGGUCGAAGAAGGCGACAGAGCAGCCGAAGACGCAGCUCGAUUGGUAUCGUCCCGCUUUGACUGUUCCGCUGCGGCAGCCGUCGAUUACACACAACGGACAACCCGGGUGGCCAAGUCUUUUGCGUCCACGUUUUGGCACAAACACGCCGAAAUCACUCCAACGCACACAGAACGCACACUGGCCGCGUGCUUGAUCGAAAACCUCAGGGCCGUCGCCGACCCGGAACUAGCGGAGUUGUCGGCCGAACAUUUUGAUAUGUGCCUGAACGCCAAGUUCAUAGCCACCAGACGUUGGCGGUGGACGGUCGGCGGCGCAUCAUACGUGGACGGGUCCUCGACGGCAGUCGGUCCGUCAUUAUUCCGGCCGGAAAUCCGGCAACGCUGCGAACGGUUUUUAGCAGUAGAUCACCUGCAGGACUUGAUGGCCGCAGGAGAUGACGUCGACGACCACGAGGCCGUCGCUGGAAAAAGCUUCAUAGUUCGGAGUCACGUGGAACACUUGGAACCACACAUUUUGCCCCAAAGGCUGGUGGACUACGCGUCGACACACUUCGGCUACGAAGUCCGAUACUUUGCGCUCACUGACACGCUGGUGUUUAGAUUCACGGACGGCGGACGCGGGCGUUUCGUUGAGCAGAGUCAAGCGCACAGGUUUGCGGGGCCCAGAAAUUUCAAAGAGUUCCAUAACGAGGCGUUUCGGACGAUAGACUUUAAGAGUGGUAACUACGAUGCUGACCGUCCGUUAGCGAUGACCGAUCCGAACGUAUUCCGGUACCGGGCAUUCGGUUACGUCGACGCUUCAGACUACGCGGUACACUAUGUGUCGGUUACCGGCGAUACCAAAAUUCGGGCUGAAGUGUACGAACUGCGCGAUGACGACAGCGGAAGUUCGGUGUCAGUGUGCGACCAGCGGUACCGGAUGAAAGUGGAAUGUGGCGAGUUUUGGGUGACCAUUCACAGCGUGGUGACGGCAAGCAGUGGUGAACGGCAUACCGAGCUGACCGUCGGCCUGACCGACGGUACCGUGGUCACGGUGACCAGGCUGCCCGACGGCGAUUUCGACUUGACCCCGCGGAACGCGGACAGCCUCGCGGACGACCACAGCCAACGAUAUGUGUGGCCAGAUGGUCGGCCGGUGUUUGAGUUUUUUGACGACGUGGCCACAGUUAUCUCGCCUGACGGCACGUGGACGUCCGCUGACUUCGGGCAAGCCGAUCACUUUGUGUGCGUGACGUACCUGUCGGACGGUGCCAAAGUCCGGAUGACGACGACCAGGCCAGCCGUACAGUUUUGCCUGGGCUCCGAGUCCGGAGAACCAGUGACCGACGACAAGUACUUGGUAUGCCGCAGGGACCUGUCCGGUUACGAGUUCGUCGACCACCACGAGUUCGUCGACCAACACGAGUCGCGGCGGACGCUCUGUCAAGUGCGCGAGGGUUCAGACCAUGAGACGCCAUGGCCGGUGACGGUGGUGAGAACACUGACCCAAAACCGAUUCGACGACCGAAUGGCCGGGCUGGUGGACAAGGCUCUGGCUGACCACCUGGUAACCAUUAAAACGUUGGCCGACAGGUUGAACGCCGUACUUCCGGUCAACGAUGAUGACGUUGACGACGAACUAGACGAACUCAACGAACUCAACGGAGAAACCUCUCUCGUCUCUCAUCCUUCCGUAAACAUGUGA